UCUCUCCUCCUCCGUCUUCUUCUUCAUUCCUUUUUCUCUCUGUGCACUCCAUCCAUCAUACCGUCCUCUCUCCUUUGUUUUUCAACCCUCUCUAUCUCUCUCUCUCUUCUGUCUUCUCCAUUUCUCUCUUCUCUCAUCUUUCUAUACAUAAACUAAAAGCAUUUAUAUGAUCCAAUAUUACAUAAACACACUACUUCCCUUAUUUUAAAGGCAAGGGGGGGCAAAAGAACAGUUUUUAUAAGGGAGAAAUUUAUUCAAUUCACUCCUACUUCAAUUCCAUCCUAUAUUAUUAAUUAUUAAUAAUAUAAUAUACAUCAAAUCAAAUACUAUAUAUAUAUUAAAAAGUUUUUACUAGUUUUGAGUUAAUAUAUAAUUCAUUCUAAUAAUAAUAAAAAUAAAUCUCUCUUUCUCUCUCUUGGGUUUGAUGUGUCUAUGGCUGGUUUGGAUUUAGGAACAGCUUCACGCUUCGUUCAAAACCUGCACAGACCGGAAUUCAACCUGCAUCACAACCAUCAUCAUCAACAACAACAUCAUCAUCAUCAUCAUCACCAACAAGAUUCUGAAGAAGACGCCAACAACAACCACCAAGAUCACUAUGAGGAUGAUGCUCCCCACGACCACACGGGUUUGGACCUCGCAACGGCCUCCGCGGGGGAUGUCGUCGCACGCCGUCCUAGGGGUAGGCCGCCGGGAUCCAAGAACAAGCCCAAGCCGCCGGUCAUCAUAACCAGGGAGAGCGCCAACACGCUCAGAGCACACAUCCUCGAGGUAGCCAGCGGCUGCGACGUCUUUGACAGCGUCGCCACCUACGCCCGCCGCCGCCAGCGCGGGAUCUGCAUCCUCAGUGGCAGCGGCACCGUCAAUAACGUCACCAUCAGGCAACCAGCCGCCGCCGGAGCAGUAGUCACGCUCCACGGCAGGUUCGAGAUAUUGUCCCUCUCCGGCUCGUUCCUUCCGCCGCCGGCUCCCCCCGGCGCCACCAGCCUAAGCAUAUACCUCGCCGGAGGUCAGGGACAGGUGGUCGGAGGGAGUGUGGUUGGGGAGUUGAUCGCGGCGGGGCCGGUGAUUGUGAUCGCUUCUUCGUUCACGAACGUGGCUUAUGAGAGGUUGCCUUUGGACGAAGAUGAACAGCAGCUUCCAGGUGGCGGCGGCGGUCAGGGUUCCGGUGGUGGUGGUGGUAAUAGUCCGUUUGGUGACCCAUCCUCAGGGCUUCCUUUCUUUAAUUUGCCGGUGAAUAUGCCGAAUAAUGUUCAGUUGCCAUCAGCAGUGGAUGGGUUUUCACGUCCACCACCACCAUUUUAAUUUGAUUACUAUUGCACUCUUAAUCUAAUUAAUGUGGAUAUUCAAAGUGUUGAUCCAGCAAUUUUUGCAACUGCGCGCCCCUUCAUGAUGAUCAUGAGUUUGCCUUUCUUGAAUUUGAGGUCAGCAAAAUCAAAUCGUGGACUACUACAUAUAUAUAUUUGUUCUUCUUCUUCUUCUUCUUCUUCUUGUAGUGUGGUUUAUUCAGUGAGUCAUGUCAUGUGUACUUUUUUUUUUAUCACUUGUUUUAAUUACUUUGUUAUAUGAAUUAAUUAGUGUUUGUCUCAAAUGUUUUUUAUUUCAAUUUUCAGAACUUUAGCUUUCCACUGAACUAUAUUUA
Messenger RNA from Arachis stenosperma, 1639 nucleotides. Its product is annotated as AT-hook motif nuclear-localized protein 23-like. The record is from RefSeq and is a predicted model, not a curated record. Bases 433 to 1302 code for a protein of 289 amino acids. The transcript has a single exon. Gene Ontology annotation, molecular function: DNA-binding transcription factor activity; minor groove of adenine-thymine-rich DNA binding. NCBI's taxonomy places the organism in Eukaryota, Viridiplantae, Streptophyta, Magnoliopsida, Fabales, Fabaceae. Gene Ontology annotation, cellular component: nucleus.